Vitis riparia (riverbank grape) is the source of this 1699-nucleotide messenger RNA. RefSeq names its product AUGMIN subunit 4. Bases 110 to 1423 code for a protein of 437 amino acids. Gene Ontology annotation, cellular component: HAUS complex. Lineage: Eukaryota; Viridiplantae; Streptophyta; Magnoliopsida; Vitales; Vitaceae. Gene Ontology annotation, biological process: spindle assembly. Gene Ontology annotation, molecular function: microtubule minus-end binding. The transcript is spliced from 13 exons. The record is from RefSeq and is a predicted model, not a curated record.
GCAAUUUGGUAAAAGAAACUGCUCUCCUCUUCUUCUAGCUGAAGGCCGGCGAAGAACUGGAGGAUAAAUUCGAAUUUAAGACGAAAUUGCCCUUGGCUGGGUCCAAAAAAUGGCGAAGGGACUGCAGCAGCAGGCCGGAGGGCAAAAUCUUCCGGCGGACGUGACGGCGCUGAUUGAUCAACUGGAGCGGCACUGCUUGGCUCCUGAUGGGUCUCUCGUCUCCAAAUCUGCCUACUACGAUCUCCAAUUGGCAAGAGAGGAGAUGGCAAGAGAGAGGCUUCGCUAUUUUGAAGCCAUGGCAAUCUACUGCGAAGCAAUUGCAAUGGUGGAAGAGUAUCAACAGGCUGUGUCAGUGGCAAAUCUUGGAGGAAUUCGGGAUGUUCAGGGACUAUAUCCACAACUAGGCUUGAAGAAUUCUCCUCAGGUUUAUGAAACUCUAGAGCAUCGACUGGUUGUUGCAGAAGCAGCUCAAAGAUUGAGGCUUCCUCUUAUUUCCAAAGAUGGUGAAAUUCAUGAGGAAGAAAUUGAGAAAUGGAGUAUAAUGUCACGAAGCUCUCUUGAUAGUACAAGUACCAGCAUCACAAUCAGUUCAAGCUCAAAUUCCACUAACUAUACAAAUAGUUCUGUUAAUAUCACAGCAGAAAGGGCAAGUAAUGCACUUUCUCUUGGUACUGAUACAUCAGAACCUGAAGUUGGUGGUGUUCCCAACCGCUUUCUAGGAAUAACACCUGCUUAUUUAUGGCAAACUCAGCUCCAACAAACACCCUUAUCAAUGGAUAUGACAGACUACCAGAUGUCACUUUCUCGUGAGAUUGAGUCACGUUUAAAAGCUAAAUGUGACAAGUUGGCUGAUGUUUUUGUAAUGGAUGACAUUGAUUCUUCAUCACGUAGUCAAAACUCAAGUGCUCGGCUUCCAGAAAGGGUGAAGUUAAUCAUUGAGGAGAUUGAAAGGGAAGAAGCUGCUUUGCGGGAGGACCUCUAUUCUGCUGAUAGAAAGUUUGCAGAAUACUACAAUGUCUUAGAGCAGAUACUUGGAGUGCUUAUUAAGCUUGUCAAAGAUUUGAAAUUGCAACAUCAACAUAAAUAUGAUGAACUACAAAAAACUUGGCUAUGUAAAAGGUGUGAGACCAUGAGUGCAAAAUUGAGGGUUUUGGAGCAUAUUCUCCUCCUUGAAACUUACACUCAGGAUUCGAUACCGGCACUCCAUAAAAUAAGGAAGUAUCUUCUUGAGGCUACAGAAGAAGCUUCAAUUGCAUACAAUAAAGCAGUGACACGCCUUAGAGAGUACCAAGGUGUUGAUCCUCACUUUGAUACAAUUGCAAGGCAGUACCACGAAAUUGUAAAGAAAUUGGAGAACAUGCAAUGGACGAUACACCAAGUCGAAAUGGACCUCAAACGUCUACCUGAUCAUCCCAGCACAUAAAAUACUCUUAUCCCAUAUGGUACAUCUGCCCAAAUGAUUUUCCUUUUUUUCCUUUUCUUUUGUUUUGUGGCUUCAGACAUCAAAUGAAAUUCAUCAUCAGUCCAUUGAAUGUUCUUUCUUUGUGAUAGUAAAUGGCUGUGAAAAACAAGUGUUUUAGGGCUUUUGUAAGGAGAUUCUUGAUUUCUCUGCUUUAUUCCAUUAAUUUGGCCAGUGUGUGGAACUGAUAUGGAUCAUACAUAGAGUUCUAUAAAGAAAUGAGAUAGUGUGAUGAUGGCA